Molecule: messenger RNA, 2018 nt
Organism: Centruroides sculpturatus (bark scorpion)
Lineage: Eukaryota; Metazoa; Arthropoda; Arachnida; Scorpiones; Buthidae
Gene: crim
Exons: 4
Coding region: 151-630 (159 amino acids)
Biological process (GO): positive regulation of voltage-gated potassium channel activity; regulation of synaptic transmission, cholinergic; sleep
Source: RefSeq, a predicted model, not a curated record
UUUGAUGAAUUUUAUAACUCCCAAAGUGGCAACAGGGAAAAAACAUCCAGUCAGGUAAGAGGUUAUCUACAGGUAAAAUACCUGGGCGAAAGAACCAAUAGGAUCGAUGCCAGUUACCUGGGAGGAAGAGGCACACCCAAUGGUGGCAGUAUGAAGUUGCUUGUUUUUAUUCUGUCCGUCCUAAGUCUGUUCAUUACAGGAGGUAGUGAAAGUCUGUGGUGUUACAGUUGUGUAAGCACCCAACCCGGAUGUGGUGACUAUUUAGACUGGAGGAUUCAUCAUUCCAUCACCUGUCCCAAAGACAAUGACAAAUGUGUUAAAAUUAUUGAAAGAAGAGGAGCUGAAAAGUUAAUAACAAGAGAAUGUCUAUCGAACUUGGAAGGGCUGCGCAAGGAUAUACCUGCAGAUCGUUUUGAGGGUUGCCGUCCAGCAGCUGCACAGCCAAAACUGGCAGUCUAUGUGGAAAAUACCGUCAAGCAGCUUGAACUGAAAAGGGAUUACUGGACAAACAUCACUUACUGUUUUUGUGACUUUGAUCAGUGGUGCAACGAGGCCAGUCUCAGAAGUGGAUCUAUCUUGAGCAUUUUCUUCUCACUCUUUGUGUCUUAUUUAUCAGUCAAAUUAUUAUAAUUAUUAUUUAAAUAAAUGUAUUAGUAAGGUUUUGUAAUUUUGUCAUAUACAUGCCAAGUAUAUUCUUGCAUAUGAAUCUCUUAUAUUCCACUAUUUUUUAAAUCACUGUAGUGAUUUUUACAAUUUAUAAUAAAGAAAACUGUAAUAAAUUAUUUUUAAAAUAUAUUGGUUGUUGAAUCAUUUUAAGUGUUCAGCUGAACACCCAAUAUGUGAUUUGUGGAUAGUAUAUUUCCUAAAAUCAUUAUCUGAAACUUAUUUGUAGGCGGCUGUGGCGUUGGUACAGGUGUACAAAACUGCAAAAUGAUAAAUCAUCAUAUGAUACUAAAAAUGUAUUGACUCCAACUUUAGUCAAAAAAAUAGUACAGUAAUUCAUACUGGUGAUAAAUAGUAACUCUACAGCCCUGCUUAUCAGGAACAUGCCAACUACUAGGGUCUUAAUCAUUGGCUGAAGAUUAAAAGACAAUGUUUUGAUCCUGCACAAACAUGUAAUUGAAAAAAAUACAUCUUACCACUAAGCAGAAAAAUUGUAAAAAUUUAUAUCUUACCAAAAAAUACGUACUGUACAAUACAAAAUAAAUUUUUAUAAUAGAACUUAUGUAUCAGUCCAAGAAUGAAGCAUUUCUACCAUAGAUAGCAUAAUGCUAAAAAUUAAAAUGAUAUAACUAUUAUGCAUAAAAGUCUAAAUAAAUUAAUAAAAAUCAAAACUAACAUUACUGUAAUUUCUGGUCUGAAUAGAAAUAUGACUUAGCCUUGAGAUAACAAUAUCUCAAUAUUGAGCAAGAUAGUCUUUAAAAAAACUGUUUAAAGAUGUUUUGUUAAAUCUGUUAUCUGUCUACAUUCCAAAAUUUUUUUGUUCUAAUUCUAUUUACCAAAAAGUAAUGCCAUUCCAAGAUUUGUUUGAGCUCUCAGUCACAGGACUACAAUAAUAAUAAUAAAUGUUUAGUUCAUCCUUGUUCUGUAUAUCAAGCAAUAUAUAUAUAUUAUUAGCACAAGAAUCAAAUUAAUAUGACUGAUGAGUUGAAACUGCAUUAAUAAAUUAGUAACUGAAUAGAUACUGUAAGUUGAAAAUAUAAAAUAUUUACAAUGGCUGGUUUUAUAAUUAGAUUUAUAGUAAGUAGUUUGAAAACAUAUUAAAAGAAAUAAAUAAAGCAUUUAGUCUUGUCAACAAAAUGUGUAGUUUUUAUGUCUUGUUUAUAAAAUUGUACUGCCUGCUGGGUAACCAGCUUAGAGGUAUGAAGUAGUACAUGUUAGGAGUUGCAAUUUGACACAGAGUAUUAGGUGUCAAAAUCAUGCACACAUUAAAAAAAGACUAGACUUGUAGGUAUUUGGAACCGAGUCAAAAUAAAAUUCGAAACAGUGACACACUACUAACGGGCAGUAGUGCAGGA